CGUCAUCGGAGGCUCGAGUCUAUUAUUCUUUCCCCCCCUGUUAUCAGUCUGGACUGUCUGUCGCUCUUUUCGUCCUGUUCUCAAAGUUGCUGGCAAACCCUCCUUUAAUUAUACACAAGCUCGCUAAGCCUGCAGACGAGCCAAAGCUUGUCGUGCCAAGUCACCUCACGCUGCGUCUGACACACCGCCCGCUACGCAAUGUACUCAAGCUUCACCAAGACGGCGGUCUUCGCCACGCUGCUAGGCAAUGCUGCUGCUGCCAUAGAUCCCAUCGUGGCCAAGGGUCAAUAUUUCUUCUAUUCUUCAAAUGGCACACAAUUCUUCAUCAAGGGUGUAGCGUACCAACAAGGUAUCGGCCCCGGCGGUACACCAGAGGGCAACCAGGCAACAUUUAUCGACUCGCUGGCGGACACGGCAAGCUGCACUCGUGAUAUCCCAUUUCUGCAGGAGCUGGGCACCAACACGAUCCGAGUCUACGCCAUCGACCCCAAGGCCGACCACCAGGCGUGCAUGACCGCCCUUGCCGACGCGGGCAUCUACGUGAUUGCGGACCUCAGCGUGCCGGGCGAGUCGGUCGAGCGUGACAAUCCCAGCUGGAACACGGACCUGUUCGCGCGGUACCAGGGCGUGAUCGACAACCUCGGCCAGUAUCCGAACACGAUCGGCUUCUUCGCCGGCAACGAGGUCACCAACAACAAGACCAACACCGCCGCGUCUGCGUUCAUCAAGGCCGCCGUUCGUGAUUCAAAGGCUUACAUCAAGUCGAAGAACUUUGGUCGCUGGCUGGGUGUUGGCUAUGCUACCAACGACGAUGCGGAGACCAGAGAUAACCUGGCCAACUACUUCAACUGCGGUCAGGAUCAGGCCAGCGCUGUUGACUUCUGGGGGUACAACAUCUACGAGUGGUGUGGACAGAGCACGUUCCAGUCGAGUGGAUACGAGGAGCGAACCCAGGCGUUUGCAAACUACUCGGUUCCGGCCUUCUUCUCCGAGUAUGGAUGCAACAACCCCGGCGGAGGCGAGUCGAGAAUCUGGCAGGAGACUGGAGUGCUGUACAGCGACCAGAUGAACAAGGUUUGGAGCGGAGGCAUGGUCUACGAGUUCUUCCAGGAGCAGAACGACUUUGGUCUUGUUGACCUGUCCGGCACGACCGUCACGCCCCGCAAGGACUUCCAGGCCCUGGCGACCGCCAUCAAGGCCACCGCAUCCGACACAGCUAACCCCAGCAUCUCGAUGAACUCGUACACGGCGACUAACGUGCCGCGCUCGUGCCCAGCCGUGACGAAGGGCCUGUGGGAGGCGGCCGAGGCCCUCCCGCCGACGCCCAACGCGACGCUGUGCGAGAACAUGGUAGCCUCGUCUGCGUGCGUGCCCACCGAGGCGACGACAGGCGACGCCGAGAAGAUCGGGGCCCUGUUCGGCACCAUCUGCGGCAUGGACCAGAAGGCGUGCGCGGGCAUCACGUCGGACGCCGCGACGGGCAAAUAUGGCGACUUCGUCAUGUGCAACCCGGUCCAGCAGCUCACGCACGCCCUCAACCAGUACUACGCCAACCAGAAGAAGGCGAGCACGGCAUGCGACUUUGCCGGCCAGGCCAAGGUCGUCACGCCCACCGAGGCGGCCAUCACGCCCAGCUCCGGGUCCUCGUCGGGGUCGAGCGGCGGCUCUGGGUCUUCUUCUUCGUCGUCGGGCAGCGGAAGUAGCGGUUCCGGCUCGGCUUCGAGCGUGGGCCGCAUCUCCACCGCGGGGAACACCGGCCUGCUUCUGGCUGCUGUUGCAGUCAUCGCAUCGACUCUGCUAUAG
Molecule: messenger RNA, 1803 nt
Organism: Diaporthe batatas
Lineage: Eukaryota; Fungi; Ascomycota; Sordariomycetes; Diaporthales; Diaporthaceae
Exons: 4
Coding region: 199-1803 (534 amino acids)
Biological process (GO): fungal-type cell wall (1->3)-beta-D-glucan biosynthetic process
Cellular component (GO): cytoplasm; fungal-type cell wall
Molecular function (GO): 1,3-beta-glucanosyltransferase activity
Source: RefSeq, a predicted model, not a curated record